CGUCGGGCGCGCUCAGAAAAGAAUGGCAGCAUGCGCUCACCUCUGCUUGUCGUGCAGGGAGAGACGUCGGAUGGCAGGCUGCAGGUGCCGAAACACUUCGAAAGCCAUCAUGGAGGAAACUGGCUUCCCCGCCAGCGGUGGGGAAGCAUGCUUGUUGCGUGCGUUGAAAAGGAGCCGAUGCCGUCUACCCAGACCGACGUGUCGUUCUCGCAUCCCAUCAUGCAGGACCCUCCAUACUUCGCCCUUGAGCUUCCGCCAAAAUGAUACAAGGUGCUGACAGCCCCGUCGGCAACCGUCACUCGGCACUCCCGCCGUCUCCCUUGCGUGCCCGUGGCGCACCGCCCAGCCCAUCACCACGCCAAGCACAUGUCGACGACCCGGACCUGCCCUUCAUCGACGACGCGGCCGAGCCCAGUCGGGCACGGCCGGGGUUAAAGAGGAGCCUAGGAGUUCUGAAGGUGCUGGUCAUCUGUGGUGGUACGCUGGCCAUCUUCGCCCUCGUCGGGUUUUUGGCUUUCAUCUGGAAAAACGCCAAUGACGCCACCUUCGAGACCUCGCCCUCUCCCCCGACCACCCUUUGGAGGCGCCUGCUCAACUCAGGACGGCUCCUGCAGAUCAUCACCGUGUCAACGGUGAUGCUCCGCUUCCUGGCGGCCCUACAGGUCGGGGUUAUGACCCAGAUGCUGUCGUCCCUCGUCCUCGAGCGCGGCGGGUGCUCGCUCAAAGACCUCGCCCUGCUCUCCCUUAUGCGAGCCGAGACCUCUGGGCCUUUCGGAGAGAUAACGUUCGCCAUAUGGAGGCAGCGUGGACUGGCGAACAGGGUUUUAGGAGCCCUGCUCUUUCUCCUCCUGAUUGUUUCGGGGGUGACCCAGUUCAGCUCGACGCUACUCGUCACCGACAUCAGCACGGUCAAGGUCCUCGACGACUACAACAUAUCCAACAUCAGUGUUGCCUUGCAAACUUCUACAACGGAGUUUUACGGAACGCAAACGGGCAGCUACUGGGCGACCCGACCCCCAGCUUACCCCCGCUUCGCCGAAGAUCCGGGCUCGCCCGUCCAAGGGGAGGACUAUUACGACACAGGCACCACAAUUCGCGCAUUUCUUCCAGUGGACAGCUCCAGCCAGCGCACAGCGAUGCGCAGUUACGAGGGCGUCACGUCGGCGUUUGAUGCGCGUGUUGUCUGUGUCCGCCCGCAGUUAACGGUAACCAGUUUCAAUUAUACCAACAUGCUCCAUCUUGAAGGAACCAUCUCGUGGAACGACAAAUACGAAGGCGUGCAGCGCUAUGUUCCACGUGGUGGUGUUGCAGACGCACCAUCCUUCUCUUGCAAGGCGUCGAGCGGAUUUAUAGAGCCGAACGUUACCCGGUCCCCGGAAGCCUCGAGCCACGUCUUCAUGUGUGUCGUCGGCAACCGAGUGGGGUUUAUAGAUGGCAAAAUGCGCCCCGAUUUCAAUCAUGACGCUUUUGGUUUCAACGCCCUUGGUUCCGACACGCUUGGUUCCGACUCCCUUGGUUCCGACUCCCUUGGUUUCGACGCCGCCACUGAUUCCGAAACCUCUGCUGGACCUGCGUCAAACCUCUACGGGAAAGGAGGUGCGGAUGGAUACCUUCUCUUCAAUAUGCUAUCAAGUUUGCAGCUUUGGAUACCGUACAUGAAGGAGGACGGCUUCCGGAAGUACAGUAUGCAACCCAGCCACCCCCUGACCGAGUCCAACUCUUCGGGCAUGUGGCAGAGCCUCCGCCUCGACGGUUCGGAUCUCGGCAUCGACGCCACACUGUGCUUUAUCAAUUCCAUCGAUCAAUACUACCACAUCACCGCCGACAGCCCCCGCGACGGACAGGAGCCAGCGGCGGGACGGGACGCCAAAACGGGCGAGUACGUUAGCGAGGCGGCGCGCGACUUUCUCGGCGCCACGCUGCAACCCCGUACCCCUGAAGAACGUGGCCUGUUGCGCCUGCACCCACAAAGCAACUGGACGGCGGCAAGCGCUGAAACCCGGUCAACAUUCGGCCCCAAACAAUUGUAUGAAGCAUGGACCAUGGCCCGAUCCUCCGAGAAGCAAACCACUUCUCUGGAUCACGAGUACGUCACCACCACGGCUUCGGGGGAAUCGAUAUUCGUGCCGCACCGGGGCCACUCGAGGCUUUUCCAAAGCGUAAUGGCGCACACGGGCAACAACGCAGCGCUGGGGUUGCAGGCGCUCUUUACGGGGCUCAUGCAGAUGGCUUAUUACGACGUCUUGCCCGAGUGUGAGCUCAAGGUCGCCACCACCACGCUCUUCUCCAAGGCCGUCCUGAUCCCCAACAAAUGGGACGGUUUUUAUAUCUUUUGCGGCGUUUUCGCCGCCCACCUCGUUCUCAUGCUUGUAAUCACGGCCAUGUUCCUUGGCGAGACAAGGAUGAGCUUCUUGGGGAGCGCGUGGCCUGCCGUCGCGCAGGUUGUCGCGGGGAUUGCCGAGUUGGACGUUCGAGAGUUCAAGGACAAGACGGACGACGAGGUUAAGGAGGAUCUGCGCCGCAGGCCUGACGGCCCGCCCGUUUUCAUUCGCUCUUUGGCAGUCGAGCAGCACAAGGAGGGGGAGGAGGCGGAAGAGAGUGGAUACGAGGGUUCACGCAACUCCAGCGCCGGCUCUCUGCGUCGGGUGUCGCUGGAAAGACCACCCGCCGGUCUCCAUUCGCACGUCGACGGGCGAGCAGCGCAAGGGGGAGGUGAGGCGGAACGGAGUGUAUAUGGGGGUCCACACCGUGACAAUACCGACUCGCUGCGCCGGGUAUCGUUGGAGACAUCGCCCGCCCGUUCUUAUUCCCACGUCGGCAGGCGAGCAGCACGAGGGCAGGGAGGAGACGGAUCACAGUGGGUAUGAGGGUUUACAUAGUGACAACCCCGGCCACGGAGCCAGUCUGUACUUUUUUGGUAGAUUUUACACCGUUCUUUUUGUUUCUCUCAAGGCACUCGGCCAGCAGGAAGAUGUUUGCGAUGGUAGUUGAUGCAGUGGAUGGCAUUCCAUCUUAUACCUCCUGUCUAGGUACCAGGUACUAGUGGUUGGGGUAGUGGGGCCAUUUCUAACGGCACUUCAAGACAAGAGCACUGAUUGGGCACAUCGCCCCACCUUUGGUCUUCUAUCAAGGUGGUCUAUUGACUUCAUUAUCCCCUG
Gaeumannomyces tritici R3-111a-1 is the source of this 3158-nucleotide messenger RNA. RefSeq lists its product as hypothetical. Lineage: Eukaryota; Fungi; Ascomycota; Sordariomycetes; Magnaporthales; Magnaporthaceae. The record is from RefSeq and is a predicted model, not a curated record. The coding region runs from base 261 to 2867 and encodes 868 amino acids. The transcript has a single exon.